This is a messenger RNA of Truncatella angustata, 1848 nucleotides long. RefSeq names its product choline dehydrogenase. Gene Ontology annotation, biological process: secondary metabolite biosynthetic process. The transcript has a single exon. The record is from RefSeq and is a predicted model, not a curated record. Lineage: Eukaryota; Fungi; Ascomycota; Sordariomycetes; Amphisphaeriales; Sporocadaceae. Gene Ontology annotation, molecular function: flavin adenine dinucleotide binding; oxidoreductase activity, acting on CH-OH group of donors. The coding region runs from base 1 to 1848 and encodes 615 amino acids.
AUGAGGUCAACGUGGCUGAAUAUACUGGCAGCAGCACUUAUCUGCCACCACGCUGGUAGUGCUGUCGCUGGUCCUAUCCCUGACGAGGAGCACAAUGAGAAACGUCAGAUCCCAGUUGGCACGUAUGAUUAUGUCAUAGUUGGUGGUGGCACUGCUGGGUUAACAUUAGCUGCACGUCUCAGCGAAGACUCCAACAUUCAAGUGGCUGUACUUGAGGCAGGAACAUACUACCAAGCAGGCAACCCUCUCCUAUCGUCAACACCAGCUGGCGAUGUGAUUGGAGUUGGUGCCAGCCCCUUGGACACUAAUCUCGUGGACUGGAACUUCGUCACCACGCCUCAAUCUGGAGCAAACAAUCGUCGGAUUCACUAUGCUCGUGGCAAGUGCCUGGGUGGCAGUUCCGCUCGCAACUUCAUGAUAUACCAACGCGGUACCAAGCAGUCGUACCAGAAGUGGGCUGAUGCUAUCGGCGACUCGAGUUAUACUUGGGACAACUGGCUGCCGUACUUCAAGAAGAGUGUCGAGUUCCACGCUCCUUCAGACUCCCGCGCCGCCAAUGCCUCGGCAGAGUUCGAAGCCAGCGCAUUUGACGACUCCGCCGGACCACUGCAGGUGGGCUAUGCCAACUGGGCGCAACCUUUUUCGAGCUGGAUGGAACCAUCUCUGAACGAGAUAGGCGUGCCUCCUAUCAAGGACUUUAACAGCGGCUCAUUACUAGGUGCCCAAUACUGUGCCGAUACACUCAACACGGAAAUGAAGCGUGAAAGCUCCCAGACCUCAUUCCUUGACGAUGUCAAGGAUAGACCAAACUUGAAAGUCAUCCAGUUCGCCCUCGCCAAGAAGAUACUUUUCGACAACAGCAAGAAGGCAAAUGGUGUAACAUACCAGACCGGUCUGUUAACAUUUACAAUCCGUGCCCGAAAAGAGGUCAUCCUUAGCGCCGGUGCUUUCCAGUCACCCCAGCUUCUGAUGGUUUCCGGCGUGGGUCCCGCAGCGAUCUUACGCAAGUACGGCAUCUCAGUGAUUGCUGACCGCCCCGGUGUUGGUCAGGGGAUGCAAGAUCACGUCUUCUUUGGCCCCACCCACAGAGUAAACGUGCAGACACUCACCAGAAUUGCCAAUGACCCGAUCUAUCUCGCUUCCGAGUUUCUGACCAACUACCCCAAACAGCAGGGUCCUUUGACAAACCCUAUUUGCGAUUUCCUGGGCUGGGAGAAGAUCCCGCGGGAACUGCUACCAGCAUCUGCAGUGUCGACACUCGAUGCCCAGUUCCCGCCGGAUUGGCCAGAGCUCGAAUAUCUCUCCGCUCCAGGCUAUGUGGGUGACUUCUCAAACUUGCUCACCACCCAGCCGAAAGAUGGAUAUCAGUAUGCCACCAUCUUGGGUGGGCUCGUUGCGCCCCUGAGCCGUGGCACGGUGACUAUCACCAGUGCCGACACCAAUGUCCUGCCGCAGAUCAACCCGAAUUGGCUGACAGACCCAACGGACGUGGCCGUCGCCAUCGCGACCUACAAGAGGCUGCGGGCUGCGUUUGCAAGCGACGCCAUGUCUGGUGUCUUGGCUGAGGACAAGGAGUAUUUUCCUGGCCCAGCGGUGCAAACGGACGCGCAGAUCUUGCAGACGAUUCGUAACACGGUCAUGACCAUCUGGCAUGCAUCUUGCACAUGCCGUAUGGGGAAGAAGGAUGACGUGAAUGCAGUCGUCGACAGUGAUGCGAAAGUCAUUGGUGUCACAGGCCUGCGGGUUGUGGAUGCGAGCAGUUUUGCAUUGCUGCCGCCGGGCCACCCACAGAGCACGGUCUACGCAUUGGCAGAGAAGAUCGCGGCGCAAAUCAGAGCUGGCAGGUGA